UUCAUCCUCCAUAUAUACAAAUAUAUACUUUCUUUCGAAACGUAGUUGAUAUAUAUAAUGGCUGUUGUAACUGCUGAGAUUGAGGUCCCCUGCUCAGUUCCUGCCCCAAAACUUUUCAAGCUCUUUUCAGAUUUCGAGAACAUUGCACCUAAGGCGGCACCGCAAGUUUUCAAAUCUGUAACCACCAUCCAAGGUGAUGGCAUUGGAAGCGUCAACAAAGUAACAUACAGUGAUGGUAUCCCAUACAACACUUCAAAUAACAGGCUUGAUGCUGUUGACACGGAUAAUCUUAGCCUCACUUACACUAUCAUUGAUGGUGACAUCUUGAUGGGGAUACUUGACGAAGCCAAUCAUCAUUGUCAGUUCAUUCCUUCUGAUAACGGAGGAUCGAUAUUCAAGCAGAAAAUGACGUUUAAAUGUAAAGGUGAUUCUAAGCUAUCUGAAGAGCAUGUAAAGAUCGCCAAAGAAGCAAACACUAAGACUAUUAAGGCGUUCGAGGCUUAUGCAAACGCCCAUCCAGAAGUUUGCUAA
This is a messenger RNA of Erigeron canadensis, 531 nucleotides long. Its product is annotated as root allergen protein-like. Gene Ontology annotation, biological process: defense response; abscisic acid-activated signaling pathway. The coding region runs from base 58 to 531 and encodes 157 amino acids. The transcript is spliced from 2 exons. Gene Ontology annotation, molecular function: signaling receptor activity; protein phosphatase inhibitor activity; abscisic acid binding. The record is from RefSeq and is a predicted model, not a curated record. NCBI's taxonomy places the organism in Eukaryota, Viridiplantae, Streptophyta, Magnoliopsida, Asterales, Asteraceae. Gene Ontology annotation, cellular component: nucleus; cytoplasm.